CACGACCUUUCUUCCUCUUUCUAACCAUGACCACCAUCUUGACCUUGCAGGAUCUCGCCGUCUGCAUCUUCCUCUACGCGCUCCACGUCCGCCUCAAGCAUGCCUCAUCUCAUCCUCCUCUCCCACCGGGUCCGCCAGCAGGGUGGCUGCUCGGCCACCUGCGCGUCGUCCCGCAGAAGGACGCUGCGCGGGCAUACUGUCGGUGGAGUAAGGAGUAUGACUCGGCCUUGAUCCACGUCAAUGUCCUCGGGCAACCCAUCGUCGUGCUCAAUACUCUCGCUGCGGCGGUGGACCUGCUGCACAAGCGAGGUGCAAUUUAUAGUGAUCGGCCACAUUGGGAGUCAUUCCGGAUGCUCGGAUACGAGCACGAUGUUCUGCUCACCAGCAGCAAGGACCCAUCUUUCCCUAUCCUCCGCGGAGAGCUGCAGAACUACCUAGCGAAGUUUACGGUCCAUCAAUUCGCUCCUGUUCAGCUUCGUGAGGCACGCAAGCUCGUCAAGCGUAUCCUGCGGGAUCCGGAAGGAUGGAAAGGCGCGUUGCAGAUGUUCAGCACCUCCGUCAUCGUCGCAAUCAUCGCGGGCCACGAAAUUAAGUCUCCCGACGACGACUACUUGCAAAUCGGCCGCGGUAUCUGCGAGGCGAUGAAUGGCGGCGGACCACCUGGCGCGACAGGCGUCGACUUCUUUCCUUUCCUACGCCACCUCCCCAGCUGGUGCGACCCAACCGGCUCAACAAAGCACGUGCGCAGAAACCGGGCGGCAAUUUCGAGGAUGAUCAACGUGCCAUAUGAGCGCGUAAUGGAGGAGAUGAAAGCUGGCACCGCUCGACCGUCCUUCAUUGCUUCCGCGAUUCAAGAGGCUGAGGCCGAGCACGGUCGCGUUGAUCCCGAAACGGCGGCGAGGAUCAGAGGGGUAGGGGGUUCUAUGUUUUCUGCUGGAGCCGACACGACUACGGACACCCUUACCGUCUUCAUCUUCGCCAUCGUCAACCAUCCCGACGUCCAAGAGCGCGCGCGCGUCGAGCUUCACUCAGUCGUUGGCCCUGACCGCCUGCCUGAGAUGGAGGACCUGCCGAGCCUGCUCUAUAUACAGCGGGUGGUGCAAGAGACAUUCAGGAUGUAUCCAGUUGCGCCAUUGGGUGCCCCGCAUAAGUCUACUGAAGACGAUGUAUACAACGGGAUGUUCAUACCGAAGGGCUCUGUCGUCGUCUUCAACGCCUUCGCCAUGACGCACGACGAGGAUGUGUACACCAAUCCAUGGUGGUUUGACCCGGACCGAUACCUACCUCUUGAUGAGGGAGGGCGCGGGGAGCCGUUGCCUGUAACGCAUUUUGGAUUUGGGCGAAGGAUAUGCCCCGGCCGCUUCCUCGGCGAGGCGUCGGUGUUCAUCGCGAUUGCGACCAUCCUGCACGUCCUUGCAAUCAAGAAGAUGAAGGACGCAAACGGGGAGGAGAUCACUAUCGAGCCGGAGACAGCGACGUUUACCACGGGGCUGGCGAGCCAUCCUGAGAAGGUGCUCUGCACCAUAGAGGCGGUCAACGGGCGCGCAAGGCGGCUGACGUUGGAGGUCGAGUAAGGGGAGUCAUCGGUUUUAAGAUAGGCUGCGGGUUGGGCGAGAAGCUACUUUAUAAAUGACGUGUCCGCGAAAGUCAUUUCCGUCG
Molecule: messenger RNA, 1659 nt
Organism: Schizophyllum commune H4-8
Lineage: Eukaryota; Fungi; Basidiomycota; Agaricomycetes; Agaricales; Schizophyllaceae
Product: cytochrome P450
Exons: 13
Coding region: 27-1574 (515 amino acids)
Molecular function (GO): iron ion binding; monooxygenase activity; heme binding
Source: RefSeq, a predicted model, not a curated record